Messenger RNA from Aedes aegypti (yellow fever mosquito), 1665 nucleotides. It is a transcript of the gene eIF3e, whose product is annotated as eukaryotic translation initiation factor 3 subunit E. Gene Ontology annotation, molecular function: translation initiation factor activity. Gene Ontology annotation, biological process: translational initiation. Lineage: Eukaryota; Metazoa; Arthropoda; Insecta; Diptera; Culicidae. The transcript is spliced from 3 exons. The coding region runs from base 143 to 1450 and encodes 435 amino acids. The record is from RefSeq and is a predicted model, not a curated record. Gene Ontology annotation, cellular component: cytoplasm; eukaryotic translation initiation factor 3 complex; nucleus.
CGUCAUCCAUUUUCCUCGUUCUUCCCAAACGUCGACCGGACAGAGCAAAAGACUGUCCCACAUGUCGUUCUGAUAAAAGUGAUUCUUUUCACCGUUUUUGUUCGCUAGUUCCAGCCCAGAGUGAAGUGAAACGAUUUCCAGGAUGGCCAAGUUUGAUUUGACGGCAAAAAAUUGCCAGUACCUCGACCGGCAUCUGACUUUUCCGCUGCUCGAAUUUCUGCUGCAGAAGGACAUCUAUGACCAAACAUCGCUGCUGAAGUUCAUCUUGCAAACGGUUAGCAAGACGAACAUGGUUGAUUACACCAUGGAUAUCCGUGAGCGUCUAAACAUGGGCGAUGAGCUGCCGGAGGAAUUGUCCAAGCGGAGAGCCAAUGUGUUGGUCAAGUUGAAGGAACUGCAGACGGAAGUGGCUCCGCUGAUGAAGUGUAUGGAGGAGCUCAAGAAUCCGGACUCGAUGAAGGAUUCGAAAUCGAUUGUGCAUGCAUUGCAGCAGGAGUUCGAUUUCAAACAUGACAUUAUCAAGAGCGCUCAGAAACUGGCCAAGUAUUUGUAUGAGUGCGGAAACUAUCGGGAUUCCAUUUCCUACUUAUACAUAUGUUUGCUGGUUAUGGAGCCGGCCGAUAAGAACUAUUUGACCGUUCUGUGGGGAAAGCUGGCCGCGGAAAUCCUCGUAUUGAACUGGCCGACUGCUCUGGAAGAUUUGACCCGUUUGCGUGAUUUCAUCGAUAAUCACAACUUCUCGCCCAUUGAAGUGCUACAGCAGCGCACUUGGCUGAUUCACUGGAGUGUCCUGGUGUUCUUCAACCAUGCUAAGGGACGUGAUUUGAUUAUCGAGAUGUUCCUGUACAAACCCCUGUAUCUGAAUGCGAUUCAGACAAUGUGUCCGCACAUUCUGCGCUAUUUGGCCACUGCUGUCAUCAUCAACCGUGGCAGACGAAACGCCCUGAAGGAUUUGAUUAAAAUCAUCCAACAGGAAUCAUACACCUAUCGUGACCCGAUCACCGAGUUUUUGGAACACUUAUACGUGAACUUUGAUUUCGAGGGCGCCCGAAUGAAGCUGCAUGAGUGUCAAACGGUGAUUGUCAACGAUUUCUUCAUCAUCGGUUGCCUGCAAGAAUUCAUCGAAAAUGCUCGUCUGAUGAUCUUCGAGACAUUCUGCCGUAUCCAUCAGUGUAUCACGAUUGGUAUGUUGGCCGAUAAGCUGAACAUGGAACCGGACGAAGCUGAAUGCUGGAUCGUCAACUUAAUCCGUAAUGCUCGGCUGGAUGCCAAGAUCGAUUCCAAGCUGGGACAUGUCGUAAUGGGAACGCAACCUCUCUCUCCGUAUCAACAGUUGGUGGAAAAGAUUGAUUCACUUUCGGUUCGCUCCGAAGCGCUCACCGUUUUGGUUGAGCGUAAGCAGAAGGCUAAGACACAAGAAUCUGGUGAAGGAAAUUGGAAGUAUUAUUAAGCCGACCAAAAAAAGAUAACAAUUGAAAGUGAAAUAUUUGAUUGAUAACCACCAGAAACGCAGAGUAUAACUGCGAGAGAAGAGUAACGCGUUCCACAUUUACAACAUCUAAAAUAAAACAAUUGCCAGCCGCAGUUCAGGUAGAAUGAUACAAAUAACAGCUAAAAACUAUUAUAAAACACGGAGAAAACAUGAAAAUAAACUGAUGAAAGGCA